AUGGGAGCAAGCCAAAGCCUGUGCCGAGCAAAGGCUGCUGGUUGCGACUGGGAAGGAGCUCCUGCUCCAAUCGAGGUGAUCGAGGCUGCCGAGGCUGCAGCAGAUGGAGCAGCUCCAGCUGAACAAGAUGCCGUCGAGCUGGAGGAGAUUAUUUCCCGUUUUCAAGCGGCUAUUCCUGGGGCUACAUCUGACUCCGACAAGGAUAUCACGGCUAGGCAAGACAGCAAGUCUCGUCGACGUGAUCUGUUGAACCGAGCAUUGGUUCCGGAUACCGAGAUCAUGCGAGGCAUCUCUCUUCAGAGCACGUUGGUUUGGGGAGGUCGGCUCUGGCGUUUGGCACCGUCGGUUCUGCCAGAGCAAGAAUUGGCAAACAGGUGGCUCCACUCCACGCAAGUCGAGCACUUCGACGUCUUUCUUUCUCACACCUGGCGGACCAAAGGACUCUCGAAGUUCUUUUCUCUGUCCCUUCAGUGUGGCUGGGUUCGCAUUUUUCUCGCUUGGUUCUUGGCGAUCCUCAUCCUGGAGAUUCUGGCAUUCUGGGACAUUCUUUCCCCCCACAUCCUGGUUCAGGUCGCCUUUGAGGGCAAGGACUACACGUGCCCUUUCGGAGCAUGGGGGCUAUACUUGAGCAACCUCGUAUCUCUGGUGGUUUUGGUCCUGGCUCCUGGCGGCGCCAGCAAGCUCUGCUUCCUUGAUGUUGCGAGCAUCAACCAAGCGGACAACAACAUGAAGGAGCGUGGAAUCUUCGGGCUUGGCGGCUUCCUCAAAGUCUCUCAGGAGCUUCGAAUCCUCUGGUCACGGCCAUACCUGUCGCGGCUUUGGUGCAUAUUCGAGAUCGCUGCAUACCGGUUCGCGAAUCCUCGAGGCUGCAUUACAUUCGCACCAUUGUUCCUCGAAAACACAGUUGUCAAGCUCUGGCUGGGAAACUACGUGACCAUGGUGACCUUCAUGUUAUUGUUAAUUGUGGUAGAUGCCGCUGCGGUGGUGAUGCUACUUCCUGCUUUCCUUCCACUUUGCAUGGUCUUCCAUUUCUUGAGGAAGAAUCUGCUUGCAAAGAGGGAACUUUUUGCAGAGUUGCGAAACUUUGACUUGAACAAGGUCGCAUGCAAAAGAGAGUUCGAUCGGAAGUUCAUCUAUUCAGCCAUAGAGGAAUGGUACGGCAGCCAGGAAGCCUUCACGGCCUUUGUCCGCGGCCCAUUGAAAGAAGAGCUGCUCGCCAAGCAGGCCGACACACGGUUGCCGCUCAAGUACACGCUCAUCAUCCUAACGCCAGUAUUGAGCGUCGGCAUGGAUGGCUUGCUGGCUUUUGUCAAAGGAGGCAUGCCUCUAAACUUUCUUAUCUGCUAUGGCUGUGGCAUCCUUCUUGGCCUGUUCUUGCUCUGGUCCGCCGUAACGAUUCGUGUCGCCGUGGCUCUUUGCGACCGCUUGGCCGCUCCUUACAAGCCGGGCUGCUUCGAUUAUCUGCAAAGUGUGAUGGUAUUCUUGGCUUCCGUGGCGGUCACAUUUGCCGGGAUUGUCAUCGCAGCGCGUGCGUAUGUCAGCGGCGAAGCUUACACGUUCGCGUGGCUCGCCGGUGCCUCACUGGCCUGCUGGGCGACGCACGGGGGUUGCAAGUGUCUGGUAUGCAGCAUCGCCCACUCCACAGGCCAGCAGGCCCUGAGCGACUCUGUUGUGGCAACAUCGGCGUAG
Molecule: messenger RNA, 1689 nt
Organism: Symbiodinium necroappetens
Lineage: Eukaryota; Dinophyceae; Suessiales; Symbiodiniaceae
Source: the annotation of a GenBank genome assembly